AUGGCAAAGGAAAAAGAUGCCAAUAUCGAUACCCUCGAGGUGCUACUGAAUCCGGGCCUCAUCAGUACCAAACUAUCAGCUCUCCCAGAGGGUCAGGCACAUGCGCAUGGACGGCGGCUACUGCAGGAUCUGCUCUCAGUUGGCCGAUUUGGGAUUCCAGCCUUGAUUCCAGCAGAACCGGCCUCGAACAAUGGCUACAAAGCAGACGAUCGUAACCUUGGACAUGAUGAUUCAGGAGUACAAAUGAUGCAACUUUCAGAGCGCCAAGAUAUGCUACUUGGACAAGCCUGCAAAGUAUACCACUUUGCCUCAUUAUCGUUGGACGACAUAUUCGACCAAGUUCCAGUAUCAAACCAACUCUGUCUGAUUACCGCAAUGAUAAUUCUAUCUCAGCAAGUCGUCUCGCCUGUGUCGAAGACAAACUCAGAGGCGGGGUCUAUGGUUCAGCGGGAGGAGCCUUGGGACCCAUUAACGCUUUUUCAGAGAUGGAUCCUUCGCUCCCGAAUCUCUGGGACUGAGAGCUCCGGACUGGAUUUCGGUGACCUCAACAUGCAUGCUGAAGUUCUCGCGGAGAAAUUGAUGGCACUCAACAAGCUGCCAUCGUCCGAGCGAGUACAGUGUGCACAAUGCCAAAUUUCAUCGGAGCUCGGACAGUAUUAUUGCUGGAUUGAGCAGUAUGAGCAGGGAUUGAAGUACUUAACACAAUGCCACUUGGUCCACAGCGAGCACUCUGCAUCAUCUCCGGGUCGAUCGACAUGUCGCUUAGACGUGAAGCGCACUGUUGCACUAUCAAAACUUGCAAAGCUGGCGACUGGUGCAUCAUUAGCGGAUCCAAAGGAGAAUUUGCUAAACCAUGUGAGGCGUCUGGAAACAGAGCAGAGAUACCUGGAUCUUGUAGACGAAUUCAAGAAGGACAACAGCAGUCGUCUCUUACCAUAUGUCUGGCGCCAACGCUUGUUGUCGAAUGUCCUGAACAAAUCAGACAUGCGGAGCGCCGCCAUUCUUGCUAUUGCCAAUGCUUUAUAUCACCUUCGGGAACCUAGUCAGAUGAUGCUAGAGAUCCCAUGUUCUGUGUUCAUCUACCUGAGAGCCUUACCAUUCGAAAGUGGAGACGAAGCGGAUGCGUAUUUGUCACCAUCAAUCUUUGAAGACCUGAUGCAGAUCAUCGUCGACAUAAAAGAGACAUAUAUCACACCAUGCAUUCAAGAUGUCAGUAGAGGCAAGAACUCUGAGGAUAUGGUCAAGGCGUUCGUCAUCGAGUUUUGCGCCAAUGUGCGGCAUGUCUUGUGCUAUGAUGCAGCAUGGAAAUCAGGGCUUAUCGACCCAUCCGCCGACGACUGGAGACUUGUCUGGGAUACAUAUAGUUUUAUCCUCUCCCGCAAUAUGUCUGUGACAGAGGAUUCGAUAAACCCGCCAACACCGCUAUCAGAUACGACCGAGGCAGUUUACAAAUCCAAGCUAGCUGAAGUCAUGGACCCUCAGGACUUGGAAGACUAUUUCCACGCUGCAAGUCAAAUAUCUGCCCCUUUGCCACCAUUAAAAUGUAGUCUCAUCGCGCUGGCCAUAGGAGCGCAGGCCUGCACUCAUUCCAAAUAUCUAGAUGGCGUUCGUUUCUUCCAAAUAACCGCUCAUUUUAUGACGCAAGAACAGGACGCUUCUUCGCCUGCAUUCGCAAAGAUUGGACAGCAGCUUCAGAAAUAUUCUGCUUGGGCGCAACUCGGCAUUCUCGCAGACGAGCUUGAGAAGCGCAGGGAGGCACGGAUAUCAAACAGGAUAGAACAAAAAGUAGGCGCAAAGGCGGAUGCGAUCAGACGCGUAGUGUCAACGAAGGCUGUGCAGGGCGCAGCAACCAGUGCAGCAACGGAAAUGGCAGAGUCGUCGACUGCAGAUGAAACCAGGAUGGAUGUAGAUGACUUACUAUUGGAUCCUGAGACGCAGGAGCAUGUUAAGAAAGGGAAGCAGGCCAAGGAGGACGAAGAGAAGACGCUAGAGAUCUGUAGGCUUCUCACACACUACCUGUCGAGCUAUGGCGCCUUGGAGCUGAACUUGCAGCUACGUUGCCUUGCAUUAUGUAUCAAUGGCAAACAAUGGGACUUUUUGUCUGGAUAUGGUCGAGCCGCAGCUGAAGUCCUUGACAAGAGUAUCCAUGGAGAAAUAUGCCAGGUCUACAGCAUCUUGGUUCCGCUAUGUGCGAUCCUUAGCAGGGCUCAAGCUCUAGGAGUCGAUCUCAAGGACAUCACGUCCGCCAGUUGUCUUGAUGCCGUGUUCUCUUCCGAUCUGGAACCCAUUCAAGUAACAAGAAUGGCAGCAUUUGAUAUGAUCCAAGGACUCAUGCCCAACGUUGCCAGACCUAUCAUCUCUGGCGGUCACUCGUCAAUAGCACCGCACCAGCAACAACCGCAGUUCAAUCAACCAGGCUUUAACGGCGCAAAUAAUAGCUACCACAGCCGGAACCGCUGGAAUCGAAGAUCUGUCCAAGAGGAUGGAUCUGUUCCAUCUGGACCACAAAUAAUGGAAGAGGACCUGGGCCAUGCGGUGAUCUUGAGGCUAUUUGGACUCGUUCGCCUGAGGGGUGUAAUCGAUAUUUUUGGUGCCCUACUCGCCGGAGCUGUGUCUUCCAUUUUACCUGAGAGAGCCAAGCUGACGUUAAACGAGUUUGGGUACUAUGCCCUAUUCACGACGUCGAUGGACAGUAUCGCAUCCUGGAUAGACCCCAGAGUCAAGAUCAUUGCUAUGCUCAGUAACGGAGACGCUGGAAAGGCCAUUGAGGCAGUUCCUGGGGCGAGACAGCGAUUCGCUAAACUGCUAAUUCAGGUCUAUGAACGACAGAUCCAGUACGAAUCCGAUACGCUCACCAAAAAAUUAGGCAUCGAGGAUAACAUCUUGACUAUGCAUCGAUUCGACCCCGAUACCGGAUUAAGCACAGACAAAGCCCAUACAGUCCUGUUCACCACGAAGGCCGCAGCGCAGAUUACUCGAUACUCUCUUUGUCUGACGGAUCUGUACUACCUCGAAGGACUCCACCAGGAUGCUUUGGCGUCGUUCUUAAACGCGUGCAUGAUCGCAUCCAAAUGCUUCGCAGAUCUUGAUCGUCUGGAUCGGAGGGUCUGGGCCGUGUACAUGCAUGGUCCACUGUCGGCUCCACCAACUGGACACUCACCGUCACCGCCUGCAACAAUGCUGCAUGCCAUCGUGCCUUCCCAAGGAGGGCCCAUACCUGGCGCCAUGUUCGGGCCGACUGGUGAGAUCGUACAGCCAAUGCCAACAUAUCUUACGCUCUCGGCAUUAUCGGGUAUGGGAGGCGGCCUCGCUGUCCCUGAGGGACAGGUUGGAUUAGCACUUUCAUCAUUAUCACCUCCACAAGCUCAAGUACUAGAGCUUGGCGGCGGUGCUCCUCACAUUCCGCCGCCUCCACCGCCACUCCCACCACUACCACCAGGUGCUUCAUGUGGCCCUCCCAUGGUCGCACCUAUCCCUUCGCCUGUACUCAACUCAGCCCAAGUAGCCGUACCCUCCGCAUUCGCGGUCAGAGCUAUUGAGAGCUGCAUACAACUGAACGAACCCUUGGCCAGUGUAGCAUUGCAGCAAUUCCUCCCUAGGAUUGACUAUAGCCAGGCGUUUGCUGCUAUUCAAAUAGCGUACGAACAAGGAAUGUUAUCAUGGUCUGGACUCCUCGCAGGAUCUUCAGGAGCUACAUCAUCGACUGUCACAGGAACGCCCGGAAAUGUCUCUGGAGCGGGCAUGGUCCCAGUAUCGUUAACAAGUUCUGGAGUCAUGGGAAGCAGUCUUCCUGGACAGCAGCCGCCUGUGCACUUGUUGUCUGGCACUGCGUUGGGACCGUCAAGUAUUGACAGCAGCGGUAUUACUGCUUCCCUGCGAGUCCAGUCUUCUACAUCCGUGUUCAUGCCCGAGUUGACUGCCAUAGUCGAUUCGGUGACCCGGCGCCGAGGGUCGUCUGUGUUUAUGACAGGCAGCCAUUCGCCACACGCGGCUUUAUCCUCCUCAGCCUUGGGUCAAAACUCCAACAGCACAGGAACACUCAGCAGGGCAGGCAACAGUUUAUCGCGACAGCAGUUUCUGGAGGCGGUGUUUGAUAUGACACUGCUGGAAAAGAUCAGCUACCUGUGUAAGGAGAGCAAGGAUGAGCUCGGAUUGAAAAAGGUCCAAGAGCGCAUCAGUAGUCAUCGAAUGGCCUUGGACGCCUUGCCGCCUUUCAGGGAACAGAUCCGUCAUUUGGUAGAACAGGGGCUGUUGACGCAGUUGUGGUCCAAUUAUGCGCGUACUGGGUAA
Messenger RNA from Gamsiella multidivaricata, 4290 nucleotides. RefSeq lists its product as uncharacterized. NCBI's taxonomy places the organism in Eukaryota, Fungi, Mortierellomycota, Mortierellomycetes, Mortierellales, Mortierellaceae. The transcript is spliced from 11 exons. The coding region runs from base 1 to 4290 and encodes 1429 amino acids. The record is from RefSeq and is a predicted model, not a curated record.